GCCCGUGUAACAUCAUCCCAUAAUUCUGUCUCUCUCUCUCUCUCCCCUUCUGUGUGUGUUCUACUGUGUGAAUAAUAUUCUCAACUGGAUACUCAUCAACUGUGUUCUUACUUCUUUCUUAACAAGAUUCAAAGCAAAACAAGAUCUCCAUCUGAAUCUAACUGAAGUGAAUCUAUGAUCUAUCUACACAAUCCAUGAACUAAACAGCUUGUUUUGUUUAUUGGUAUUCUUCGUCAUCUUUGAAGAACACUUGAUGGAUGAAUCACAUGUUCAUACAUCAUCAUCAUCAUUCAUUCACUCACCUAUUUUUAGCUUUUGUUGAUCUUGUUAUCAAAAAUGAUAUGUGGUGAUGGAUUCUCUUCUUCUCCUCCUCCUUCUCUCGCACCUCUCAUCCAUGACACCAUCACAAACCCUAACCCUACUUCGUCGAAUCCAGCUAAACGAAAACGUAAUCUAGCUGGAAAUCCAGAUCCGGAUGCGGAAAUUAUAGCUUUAUCUCCAAAGUCUCUAAUGGCGACGAACCGAUUCGUGUGUGAGAUAUGUAGCAAGGGAUUUCAAAGAGAUCAGAACUUGCAGCUUCAUAGAAGGGGACACAACCUACCAUGGAAGCUAAAGCAAAGAAACAAAGACGAAGUUGUUAGGAAGAAGGUUUACAUAUGUCCAGAAAAAAGUUGUGUUCAUCAUGACCCUUCGCGAGCUCUAGGAGAUCUCACCGGAGUUAAGAAGCAUUUCAGCCGGAAGCAUGGAGAAAAGAAGUGGAAAUGUGAAAGGUGUUCGAAGAAAUACGCCGUUCAAUCGGAUUGGAAGGCGCAUAGCAAGAUUUGUGGCACGCGAGAGUACAAGUGUGAUUGUGGAACAAUCUUUUCCAGGAAAGACAGCUUCAUAACGCAUAGAGCAUUUUGCGAUCCUAUAGCGCAAGAAAAUUCAAGAAUGGCGUCAUUCGCAAUGGUUCAUAAUCCGACCACCACGAAUCUGAAUUACCAAAACGAUUUGGUGACGAUGAUGAACAACAAUGGUAGGAAUAUGAAUCCUGGAAUGAAACCAAUGCUACCAACAUGGCUGCACCACAACGACAAUAAUCCCAUCGAAAACUCGACGAUAAUCUCAUCAUUAUUAGGGUCAUCAAGCUCCAACAACAACAAUGGUGGGAUAUUAUCAUAUGAAGCGAUGCAGUGGCUGAGUAGAAGCCAGGAACCAACUGAAAAUAUUACAGAACUGCCACUAGGGUUUUACUUAAAAGAGGAAGAAGAUAGCAACAACAAAGUGGAGUACUUUCAACCAAAUCCAUUGUAUAACAAUUAUGGUGGUUGUCCACCUCUUCCACCGCAUAUAUCCGCCACCGGAGUUUUACAAAAGGCGUCCGAAAUGGGGCCCACUAGAAGCACAAACUCCGGCGGGUUUAGUGGAAUGAUGAAUGGCGAUGGAAUGACGAUGGCAAUGAUGGCGGGUUUGGCGCAAAAGAGUGGCCGCGUCGACUCGUGCGAGGGGAAUUUGACUAGAGAUUUUCUUGGAGUCGAAGGGAAUGAGAGAAGAGCGUUUAGUAUGCAACAAGAGAUAAUGAAGUUCACUUGUCCGAUGAGUGAUUCGAACAUAGGAUUCAGUGGAAAUCAAUAAUUAGAAGGCUAUGGCACAACAUGUUGAAGAAUAUAUGUAUUUCGGGAUUAUAAAUGUGACAUUGACAAAUGAUCAGUUGGACACUAGUCCCGUGAGUUUUUUCAUGUACCUUACUACAGUUGGUGACAAUAUAUAUAUUUGUUUCCUAUGAA
Helianthus annuus (common sunflower) is the source of this 1766-nucleotide messenger RNA. RefSeq names its product zinc finger protein BALDIBIS. The coding region runs from base 337 to 1614 and encodes 425 amino acids. NCBI's taxonomy places the organism in Eukaryota, Viridiplantae, Streptophyta, Magnoliopsida, Asterales, Asteraceae. Gene Ontology annotation, cellular component: nucleus. The transcript is spliced from 3 exons. Gene Ontology annotation, molecular function: DNA-binding transcription factor activity. The record is from RefSeq and is a predicted model, not a curated record.